Molecule: messenger RNA, 2150 nt
Organism: Didymodactylos carnosus
Lineage: Eukaryota; Metazoa; Rotifera; Eurotatoria; Philodinida; Philodinidae
Source: the annotation of a GenBank genome assembly
GUGAGUCGCGGGGAUAGUUCAUAUCUAACCCUAUAGACAACACAAUUUUGAACAGAAUAAAACCAAAUUGAUCGGGAAGACGCCCAUCGUUUCUGAUCUACAACAAUUUUACUUUUGGUCAAAAUGACGGAGAUACAGAUUAAAUAUUCACAGAGGUCAAUGGUAAACAGUGAGAGAAUGUCCGCCAUUCUCGACUCUAUCCAAUAUCGUGCAAUACCAUAUUCCAUGAAACUGGUCAGCCGCGAAAAAAUGUUUCGGUCGAUUCUGAAAUUUUUGAUCACAGAGUCUACGGAUACUUAAUACUCGCGUGGACUGCGGGACAGUGACAGUCUACCUUUGAAUGUGCCCGAGGGGAAAAAGAAAAGCAGGUAAAACUGCAACAGUGGAUGACGAACAAAUAGUGAUUCGUAUUGAACGAAAAAGGAUUCACUCACUAAUACUUACGACAAAAUCACGACUGAGUAUGUGAAAUUUACGCUUUUGAAAUCGAUUUUUUUUUCCAAUUUUACUUGUUCCAGAUAUACUUCAGAUGAUUCAGAAUGCAGCAAUUGUGUGCAAUGAGUAUGAAUAGCGCGCGUAGUGGAACGAUCGUUAACGGAGUUAAGUGUUGAGACACUCUAACGGAAUUAUAAAAGCUUUCGCUCUUGCCAGUCAGAUUUAUGUACGUUCGCAACAAGAAAACAACCAUAAUAUCGCUCAUCGUAUUGUUCACGGGUGUUUCUUAUUAUUGCUAUAGAAAUAUAACAUAUGAUAUUGAUCAAAGUAACAGUAAUGAUGCUGUUGUUGACCCACCAUUUCCAAGACUGCUGAAUGUUGCUAACAUAUACAGCUCUGCAACAUUAGAUUCGACCUUUAACUUGAUCCCGGAAUGGUUUGCAAUUGGCUUUGCGAGCGAUGGAAAUAAUACAGAUGAAAUGAUCGGUGUAAUCAAGAACUAUCUGCACUUAAGACAAUUUGCAUUACAUUGGCACAUUGUUACAACUUCAGAUGCACAAAGUCGAUUACAGUCGGUCAUUUCGAGUUGGAACAUAAGUCCUGUACAUUUCAGACUAACAUUUUACGAUUAUUCACUAUGCCGUCCUUAUACUGAACCUUACGAAGACUGGAUCGUUGCAGCUCGUUAUAUGGGAUCUAUAUGCAAAUUAGCAUUGCCGCAUAUAUUGCCGCAUGAUAUACGGUAUGUUAUGUCUCUUGAUACGGAUACAGUACUACUUGAUGGAUCUUUACGCUACUAUGUGGACUGUUUUUAUCAAUACAUACAGCAAUUUCAAUUAGCUGAGUACGACGAAAGACAAAGCAUUGAUAAACGUGUAUUAGAUAGUACUCCAGAGAUACCUAUUGCUGUAAACAAGAAAAGCAAAACUAUAUUUGACGUUGAUGAGAUAAGAAAAACCCGGUUUAAUUAUACUAUGCUACCUCCUCGUCCAGUAUUGGCCUUAGCACCUGAUCAUCACCAUGAACAGCCAAUCAUUGCCAUCUGGCCACAUAUGGUUCAAGGAACUUUGAACGGCGGAGUCAUGUUAUUUGACUGUCUAGGCUAUCGCCGGCACAGAAUUUGGGAACAAACACUACAGUAUAAUUACAUUGAAUGGGAUAAACGACAUCGAUCCAAAGCAAAAUGGCCUCAAUCAGCCGACCAAAACCUACUUAACUUACUUAUAUCCGACAAUCUUCAAAGCACACCAGUACCGCUCAGAAGCUACAGCUUGGUUUUACCAUGUUCAUGCAAUUAUUUAUUUCCACCGUGGAUAGAUAAUAACUAUAGAAAAGUAGUUUGUCCUAUUGAGACGAGAAUUAAAUCAAGAUCGACCCGUCCGUUUCGCAUGUUAAACGAGAUUAUCUACGAUAGAUUAAAACAAAAAUUAUCCUCAAAGUGGGACACCACUGCACUUUCAAUAAGCGUUGUUGAAGCACGAUCUGCGACUGCUUAUUUAAAGCAAGUCGGCUGGCAACAGGCCGACAGCGUUCAGCAUGAAAAUGUUAAGUCUGUUAUUAAGUUAGGUCCGUUAAUCUAUCUCGCUCACUCGGUUGGGUUUGCUAAAACCAAUGAUGACCAACUGAAUAACUUGCGUCGCUUCUAUCUAACUUUCGAAGACAAACUUCUCACACAGGUGAAUUCGUGGAACUAUAGGAGUGAACAAUGGAAAUAA